Messenger RNA from Phlebotomus argentipes, 1100 nucleotides. RefSeq names its product protein lin-37 homolog (gene mip40). The record is from RefSeq and is a predicted model, not a curated record. The transcript is spliced from 5 exons. Bases 133 to 819 code for a protein of 228 amino acids. Gene Ontology annotation, biological process: negative regulation of transcription by RNA polymerase II. Lineage: Eukaryota; Metazoa; Arthropoda; Insecta; Diptera; Psychodidae. Gene Ontology annotation, cellular component: transcription repressor complex; Myb complex.
GGUCUUACUACUUCUACGUGAUUAUCCUGAUAAUUCCGGUAUAUCUCGCCUUCAAGCUCCUGCAGUGGAUGGGCUGGUCACUCUUCGUCAACAACUAGCACUCUUGAAAACCACCCGAAAGGCCUAAAAAUCAUGCCUAAACGACGCGCAGGAGAUGACGAAGACAAAAGUGACAUGCAGACUGCCCGGGGACGCUUGAAGGGAAUCCUCCAAGAUCUGGCCGGACAGAGUGACGAUGAUGAGUCUUCGGCGCGCCGGAAUUCAUCCUCGGGGACUCCCAAGAAGAAGAUAGGCAAGAAGGAGUCCUUGCAUGCAUCGUCGGUGCAACAUUCGUAUGUCAUGAAGCUGUUUGAUCGCUCUGUUGAUCUGGCGAAGUUCGACGACAGCACGCCUUUGUAUCCGAUUUGCCGUGCCUGGAUCAAGUGUUCAGCCGUUCACAAGAGGUAUAAAAGUCGAGGCUUCUCCCAGAGGAAAUCCCGGCAAUACUAUGAGCACAAGGUUGACUUGCUGUCCAUCAUCAAGGAGGAUAAGCACAAGGAAGUCUCGGUGGAUCUUCUCCCGCCACCAGAGAAGGCGACUGUGAGCAGGAUUCCGAAUCUAUUGCCGUGCCAGGAGAAUAUGGACAAGGACAAUGUGAAGCUCGACUAUAAUAUUGACGAUCCUCCGAUGAGCAAAGAUGAGAUCCUGAGCGAAAUGCUGCCGCGUUGGAAGAACGUGAAGCGCAAUUGGCUGUCGCAGAUGCAGAAGGUGGAGAGCCGAUAUCAGAAGAGCCUGGAAAUCCUCGAUGAGCUCUACCAAAUAUCCAAUAUGGAGGAAUAGCAGAGAAGCGGACAAUUUUGGAAUAAUGAUAAAAAAAAUAAUCUAAGUGGAGCACUUUAAGAGCUUUUUUGCGAGGACUUAACUCAUGGAUGUUAGACCCAUUCCCUGUUCCCCAUUGAGAUUUCUGAUUCCGACACGGUGCCAUGCUGAGAGUGUCUGGUGGAUAUAAAGGACACACUCAGCGUGACAAAAUCGCAUUCUCUGUUCGUGGUCUGCACUGGAAUCAAGCGGUUGUUAAGUGUGUUGUGUUAAGGAGUUGACUGGAAAAGCAUUAAAAAUGC